Messenger RNA from Juglans regia (Persian walnut), 555 nucleotides. Lineage: Eukaryota; Viridiplantae; Streptophyta; Magnoliopsida; Fagales; Juglandaceae. The record is from the annotation of a RefSeq genome assembly.
AUGAAAAAUGUAACCGAUUCUUUCCUUUCCUUGGGUUAUUGGUCAUCCGCCGGGAGUUUCGGGUUUAAUACCGAUAUUUUAGCAACAAAUCCAAUAAAUCUAAGUGUAGUGUUCGGUGUAUUGAUUUUUUUUGGAAAGGGAGUGUUAAAUGAUUUAUUAGAUAAUCGAAAACAGAGGAUCUUGAAGACUAUUCGAAAUUCAGAAGAACUACGCGGGGGGGCUAUUGAACAGCUGGAAAAAGCCCGGGCACGUUUAAGGAAAGUGGAAAUGGAAGCAGAUCAGUUUCGAGUGAAUGGAUACUCUGAUAUAGAACGAGAAAAAUUGAAUUUGAUUAAUUCAACUUAUAAAACUUUGGAACAAUUAGAAAUUUACAAAAAUGAAACCAUUCAUUUUGAACAACAAAGAGCGAGUAAUCAAGUCCGACAACGGGUUUUCCAACAAGCCUUACAAGGAGCUCUAGGAACUCUGAAUAGUUCUUUGAACAAUGAGUUACAUUUACGUACCAUCAAUGCUAAUAUUGAGAUGUUUGGCACGCUGAAAGAAAUAACUGAUUAG